UUAUUUGGAGGCACCAGGAACCAUGAUAGGGACAUGUCCUCCUAAAGAUGACUCUAAACAGAAUGACAACUACAUCUGCAGAGACAUGGCCCCUGUCUAUGACCAUUUAUACUGGUGAGGAGAAUAAUAUCAACAAGUGGUAUGAAGAGGACAGGAAAAUCUACAGAAACAUGGCCGCUUCCUUGACUAGAGACAGUUGGAAAAGUGACGGUUUCACCUCUAGCGGAUGUAAGUAUGCGUGACGCAAACGGUCCAACCUCCGCCCCCUACAGGAAGUGACGUGACGCUCGUCAUCCCGGCUGCUCUCCAAUGAGGAAAGCCUGGGAAACUCGCAGAAGGAAUAUGAGAAGCACGUGAUCCUGUACAGCAUCCGCAACCAGCUGAGAUACCGCAACAACCUGGUGAAACAUGUGAAGAAAGAUGAGCGCAAGUAUUAUGAGGAACUCCUGAAAUACAGCAGGGAGCAUCUGAUGCUGUACCCGUACCACCUGUCCGAUAUCAUGGUGAAAGGCCUCCGGAUCACCCCCUUCUCCUACUAUGUGGGGAUAAUGGAGGACAUAAUGAACAGUGAGAAAAGUUACGACUCCCUGCCCAACUUUACUGCCGCAGACUGCCUAAGACUCCUUGGUAUAGGAAGGAACCAGUACAUUGAUCUGAUGAACCAGUGUAGAUCAUCUAAGAAAUUUUUCCGAAGGAAAACAGCCCGUGACUUACUGCCAGUGAAGCCGGUGGACAUCUCCAUAGAGGCCUGGUGGGUGGUGCAGGCCGGGUACAUCACUGAGGACGACAUCAAGAUUUGCAGCAAUGUGGAGAAAAGAACAAUUGAUAAAAUAAUUGAUUCCGGGCCUCAGCUGGCAGGUUCUUUGGAGCAUAACGUAGUGCAUAGCCUUUAUAAUAAAGGAUUUAUAUAUCUGGAUGUUCCAAUCUCCGAUGACAGCUGCAUAGCAGUGCCUCCCCUUGAAGGUUUUGUGAUGAACCGGCUACAAGGAGACUACUUUGAAACACUGCUUUACAAGAUAUUUGUUUCUAUAGAUGAACACACCAAUGUGGCAGAGCUUGCAAAUGUCUUGGAGAUCGACUUGUCUUUAGUAAAGAAUGCAGUUUCCAUGUAUUGCCGAUUGGGGUUCGCCAUUAAAAAGGGACAAGUGAUCAAUCCGGAUCAGCUGCACCCGUCGUGGAGGAACGUUCCAUCUGUAAACAGACUGAAGACUACAUUGGAUCCUCAGAAGAUGCUUCUUUCCUGGGAGAGCACAGAAAGCAAGAGUCCUGUACAAGAUCUGGCCUCUUCGGCGACCGACACCGACACAAACAGCCAGGAAGAUGCAGCAGAGACAUCCAGUGUGAGCAGCCUGAACCUGACAAUUGGUCACACCAAGCGUAUUGCCUUCUUGUUUGACUCCACUCUCACGGCCUUCCUCAUGAUGGGUAAUCUGUCUCCGAACCUAAAGAGUCACGCAGUCACCAUGUUUGAAGUGGGAAAGUUGUCAGAUGAAACGUUGGACAGUUUUCUUGUGGAACUAGAAAAGGUACAAAACACAGGGGAAGGCGAGGCACAGCGGUACUUUGAUCAUGCACUUACUUUACGAAAUACCAUCCUGUUCCUGCGCCACAACAAGGAACUCAUUGCACUUCCUGAGCACUCAAAUGCAGGUUUACAGCUGGAUCUGUUGCGGUGUGAAAGCCUCUUGGGUCUGGAUCCAGCCACCUGCAGUCGUGUCUUAAACAAAAACUACUCACUUCUGGUGUCUAUGGCGCCUCUCACCAACGAGAUCCGGCCAAUAAGCAGCUGCACGCCCCAGCACAUCGGACCAGCCAUUCCUGAAGUCAGCUCCAUAUGGUUUAAACUCUACAUAUACCAUGUCUCUGGAUGUGGGCCGCCAUCCCUCUUACUGUCUAAGGGAACCAGGCUUCGCAAGUUACCUGAUGUCUUCCUGGCCUAUGACCGCUUAUUGAUUACAUCAUGGGGACAUGAUCCCGGGGUGGUCCCUACAUCCAAUGUCCUGGUGAUGCUGAACGAUGCCCUCACUCACUCUGCUGUUCUUAUUCAGGGUCAUGGGAUGCACGGAAUGGGAGAGACUGCACAUGUUCCUUUCCCCUUUGAUGAAUCGGAACUACAAGGAGAGUUCUCUACUCACAAUAUGGGCGUCCACAAAGCUUUAAAAGUCUUAAAGGAGAGGAUAGAUUUGGAGCAUUUCUGUGGGUACAUCACAAUGCUGAACCCCAACAUCCAUCACGUCAGCCAGAGGAGACUGAGCGACAUUUCUGAUGGCAAAGAUGAGUCUUGUCUGGCGUUGGGCUCUGAAGUCAAUGGCAGCACGGAGUCCUUUGAGCUUGUGGUUGAGGAAUUGGCAGUGGAACCUGGACAGAAAGCCAGUGAAGCACCAGCUGUCGAGAAGGACUGGGUGCCCCUUGAACUUUGCUAUGGAAUCCCGCUCUUCAGCUCCGAGCUCAACCAGACUGUGUGCAAAAAAAUCGCUGCCCAUGGACUAUGUGGAAAAGAGAGCCUUCAACAUCUCCUCCACUCCAGCCGGAAGCUUUCCCUUCAGGUUCUCAGCUUUGUUCAAUCAUUCCAGGAAAGCAACUUUGCAGGUGAACACAUGCCGGAGACCAGCACAUCGAGCAUGCUGGCACAGCCAGGCCCGGCGGACGUCGGAGUGCCUCUGCCGUCAAAGAAUGUAAUAUUUCAAGAUGGCGUUCUGUCUGAGUGGAACGGUCGGGCGCGGGUCUCCGCUCACCACGUGCACAUAGCAAGCGAGCAGGCUUGACACGGAGCAUGCCACCCAGCUUACCCAAGGAUCUCCUGCCCUGUCUGUGUUAGUAUUUAUUGCUGCUGUGUGGGUUAUGUUUAGCAGCGUAGAGUCUGUGGCCGGUCACUCUUGUGUCCUCUGACAAAUAUCCUGCAUUUCUUCUACAUUCCUAGAAUGCCUGUUGUAGAUUUAGGGGCAAACAUAGCAAGAAAUGAUCAAAAGACACCUUCAGUAAUGUUUUUUAAAAAAAGAUCAAGAACCUGCAACAAAUAUGUACAAUGGCAAUUUGUCCGUGGUUGCUGCCAUUGGAAGGGCACGGUCCCUCCACCACAACUCAAUUCUCUAUUUCCCGAAAGGUUCUCGAACUUUUUGAAAAAACUUUUUUGGAAAGUAAAAACCACUUGGUUCAGGAGAUGCCACUUUAUUAAAGGGGUAUUCCAGGAAAAAACUUUUUUUUUUAUAUAUCAACUGGCUCCAGAAAGUUAAACAGAUUUGU
Molecule: messenger RNA, 3243 nt
Organism: Hyla sarda
Lineage: Eukaryota; Metazoa; Chordata; Amphibia; Anura; Hylidae
Gene: FAM91A1
Product: family with sequence similarity 91 member A1
Exons: 24
Coding region: 471-2765 (764 amino acids)
Biological process (GO): intracellular protein transport
Cellular component (GO): trans-Golgi network; cytoplasmic vesicle
Source: RefSeq, a predicted model, not a curated record